Penicillium paradoxum is the source of this 2175-nucleotide messenger RNA. Its product is annotated as Mis6 domain protein. The transcript has 4 exons. NCBI's taxonomy places the organism in Eukaryota, Fungi, Ascomycota, Eurotiomycetes, Eurotiales, Aspergillaceae. The record is from RefSeq and is a predicted model, not a curated record. Gene Ontology annotation, cellular component: cytosol; nuclear body; kinetochore. Bases 1 to 2175 code for a protein of 724 amino acids.
AUGGAUAGCGAAGCAGGUAGUAGCAACAAGCCAAGCGGCCUGCUUGAUGCCGUUGAGCAUUUGGAAGCCGUCGCUUUUAUCCCGCCCAAGCAGAGAUAUACAGAUGCCAGUUUGUUAGCCAAAACAAUCGCUUCAGACGCGUACGAGAGCGGCCUACCGCAAUCCGUGCUGGCCCGUCUCCUGAAGAUUCUGACUGCGAAAAAUAACUUGGAUCAAGGCACAGUCACAACUCUGAUCAAGAAUCUAUAUCCUCAAGAGAGAAUUUCGUCCAGAAAUGUCACUCAAGUGGUAUGCUGUCUUGGGCCAAGCAAGAACAAACCAAGUCCCGCCACACAGGCCCUGCUAUUGCGCUGGUUGAUUCUUGCAUAUGAUCUUUUCGAAGAGAGAACGCAUCUUGCCAAGCUUUACGCGGUUCUCUUCAAUCAUUUGGAUAUGAUCAGUCUGCGAAAACCCCUGUGCCACCUACUUUCGCUUAUCACGAGACGAAAACAUGUCAAGCCGUUCCGGAUCCAAGCCUUGAUGGAGCUGCUUCAGACUGCUGGUGGCGAAGAGAAGGAACUUAUCAGCCUUCUCAGAACAUUCAAAAAUUUUUACCCGGAGAUCAUUCUGGGUGAUUUCGGCGGUUCGAGGAGGAAUGCUUUGUUCUUUAAACAUCCAGACCCUGAGUGGUCAAGCCAUGUCAAAGUGCUUCAAGAUCGCAAUCUGGAAAGGGUACAGGCGAACCAGGGAUCGAGCUUCCAAGUGGUGCACCGGGGUACUGUGAAGAGAAGCAGGAUCGAGGUGGUUAUUCCUGUGCUACAAACCUCACGGGUAUCCCACAAGCACACGUCCUUAGAGGAACUUCGUAAUAUUGGUCAUUUUGUCGACAAACUUGACAAGAUCGAGCUACCAAAUCAAAUUAUCUCGACUUUGGGCGAUGCAAUGGCUCAGAAGUAUCUGCAUCUGGUCCAAUCCGAACUUGCAAAUCACCGUCUGGAUGAAUGGUUGAGAAGCUUCCUCGAAGACAAGUUGGAGGUGUUACGGGAGGAUGAGGAUGAUGAGCCCGAGACAUUAUCAUAUGUGUUGGAUUCUGUUGUAGGAUAUGCUUCAUAUACCAAGGAUCUCCCAUCAUCAGUUCGUCAUUUUUUGAGGUCCUAUCUACAGAUCUGGAAUGGCAAAGAUAAUCGUGAUCACGUCUUCCGGCUUCUUCAGUACAUUCCCCUCGAAUCAUUUGAGUCUCUUCGGGGUGAAUUAUUGUCACCUCUAGAGUCAGCUGUGUUAGAUCAGAGUCUUUCCUCCAGAACGGCGUUGCUGAGUUUCUACUCAGCGUUAAUCAGCCAAUGGAGCGUGAAACUUCGAUCGGAACCGGAUGCGACGAUUCAAUCAGUUAAUUUGAGCCACACUAUCGUGCACGCCGAACUUCUAGCAUCCUCAAUACUGGAGUUGUCAGCGGAGGACGAGGAAAAGACGUCCAAGCCAGCUACAGUCUCUGUGCUCGACUUCUACAGGGGCCUUUCCGAACUUUUCUCUCACGCGCCCCAAGACCCUCGAUUCCGACUUACUCUUCCACAUGCACAAACCGUGUACACACUCGCCUUCACACCCAGCGUUGCUGUGAUCUCAAGUCUCAACUACAUAUUGGCAGUGUACAAGACUGCGUUUGAGGCCUCUCUCAGUUCCCAGAUUCUUCAAGCCAAAAACACACUGCCUUAUGAGACGGAUCUCGUUGGUCGGUUCAACGGCUAUGUCAUGGAUAUGUGUAAUGUGCUGUGGCGCAACCGUGCACUGAAUACCGAAGACCCGAAUGCACUGGGUUGCCUCAUUCCGGCAUCGACUACAACUGCCCUGACAAAUUAUAUCAAAGAAGUGUCCGAGACAGCCAAGCACUAUGAUCGUGAGAGUGCAUUCCAUGUUAGUCUUGCUUCGAUAUUCUCUCUCAGCCAUCACGCUGCGUUCUGCAAUCUAUCUGCGGCCUGUUUUUCGGAUCUGGAAGAAGACCAGAAGGUUGCGGAUGACCGCCCGAAACUGAGGAAGCCGGCUACUCAGAAAGUGCUGCUGGCGCUGGAGAAAGAUGGUGGUGCCAAGAUUACAUGGCAGGAAUACCGGGUGCAUAUGCUGGAUUGGUUGGAUUCGAUAGGAUGUCGGGGUACUGGCAUUCUGAUGAGAAGCACAAUGAAGGCUUUACGCAAAGAGUAA